CCCAACAUCGUUCUCGAGAAUCCAGCUCCAUCCCAGUUCGACCCAUCCGAGAACAAGUCAACCCAGAUCGUCAAAAUCGAAUCUUGACUCGAGGGAGAAGCGGAAUGACGAAGCGCAGCGAAGCCAAGGCAGCGGCGGUGCACGAGGGCGAGGGAGCGAGGAGCGAGCUGAAGUUCAGAGGGGUGCGGAAGAGGAAGUGGGGCAGGUGGGUCUCCGAGAUCCGCCUGCCCAACAGCCGGGAGAGGAUCUGGCUCGGCUCCUACGACACCCCCGAGAAGGCGGCCCGCGCCUUCGACGCCGCCGCCUUCUGCCUCGGCCGCCCCGCCGCGAAGCUCAACUUCCCCGGCAGCCCCCCGGAGAUCUCCGGCGCGGCGUCCCUCUCCCCCGAUGAGAUCCAGUCGGCCGCGGCGAGCCACGCCAACUUUGGGGCCGUGGCCGUGCCGGCCCGGGCCGAGCUGCCCCGACCAGGAUCGCCGGCCCCGUCGCCUUCGGUGUCGGCCUCGGAGGCGAGCAGCGUGCUGACGACCGAGAGCGACCUGACCCUGGACCUAUCGUUCCUGGAUUUUCUGGAUGAUUCGGGCCCGGUUUCCGGCGAGCCCCAUAUCGGGAAGUUCCCGGGCGUGGAGGAGGCUCCCGACGUUUUCUACCACAUGCAGUUCCCGAGCGUGGAGAGCGCGGGGCUGAAUCUCGAUACUCUAUUGGCUUCAGACAGCUUCCCGUGGCGUAUCUGAAGUGGACUGAAGGAAGAAGCCUGGCCGAUCAUUUCUCUCUUUUUUUUUUCUUUUUUUUUCUAUAAUUCUUUUGAUGGACUAGAUUUUGUGGGGUCGUCAUCCACUUCAGGAUAAUACAGAUGACAAGAACUGACUUUUUAUGGUGUAAAAAGACGUAGCUUUUUUGUUGGUUCGGUUCAGUCCAUUGUAUUUCAGUUGACAGCGGAAAGGUGAACUCAAUUCUGUUGGUCAAGUCUGUAGACCGUGAAGCUAAUCCGAUCUUUUCGGUUGCUGUAACCAUCUCGACACUUGAACAGACAGCAGAUCAAAAUAAUAAGCAUUGAAUCGAGAUCGAUAUUCAA
Molecule: messenger RNA, 1072 nt
Organism: Eucalyptus grandis
Lineage: Eukaryota; Viridiplantae; Streptophyta; Magnoliopsida; Myrtales; Myrtaceae
Product: ethylene-responsive transcription factor ERF017
Exons: 1
Coding region: 105-731 (208 amino acids)
Biological process (GO): regulation of DNA-templated transcription
Molecular function (GO): DNA-binding transcription factor activity; DNA binding
Source: RefSeq, a predicted model, not a curated record